This is a messenger RNA of Uloborus diversus, 4415 nucleotides long. RefSeq lists its product as uncharacterized. NCBI's taxonomy places the organism in Eukaryota, Metazoa, Arthropoda, Arachnida, Araneae, Uloboridae. The coding region runs from base 16 to 585 and encodes 189 amino acids. The transcript is spliced from 6 exons. The record is from RefSeq and is a predicted model, not a curated record.
UGUAGUUGUUUCGACAUGAGAUCUACCGCCGUCUUUUUGCUUUUGCUGUUUAGUGCAGGCCGACUUGGACUUGCCAACGCCAGGCCGCCAACUAUGACGCAGUAUUUCCCACCACAGUAUCAUCCUUGGGCAAUAGAUGACAUUGACAUUCACGACGAUGACGAUUUGACUCGUGUGCUGCAGUCUGAUGAAGAUAGAACAUUUAUCCAACCAGCUAAACUGUCUUCUAAGUACGAAGCACUUAGAGAUAAACCUUAUGUAUCUGAAGAUGUCCGAUCUACUGUUUCAGAUUUCAGCAGAUUCAAAGGGGAUGGCGGAUACAAUCCUCCUGGUUUUGCUGACCUGAACAAGGUGUAUUGGUGGGAGAAGCGCUUCAAUAACAAUCACAUUAUCGCCCCUUCCAAAGAUAUCCCAUUCUUUGACGAUGAUGAUCCAAACGAUAUUAUCAUGAACAAAGGUUUUGUGAAGAAGCGUGACUACACCGCCGCGCAGUUGGUAAACAUGCUCAAGAACUUGGCUCGAGCAAGGAGGCAUCGAGUGAAUCACGUGGUAGGAAAAGGACUUAGGUUUGGUAUCAGCAAAUGAAUGCAGAAAGUCAUCCCUCAUCAUCUGUUCGUCGAAGAUAUUAUCAUUACGUGUCCACUUUGGUUUUAAAAUAUGUGUCACACAUCGUGCUUAGAAAACGGAUCGAACGACACUCCUGCGCAAAACUCACACCGUGAAAAUACAGACUGAAAGCGAGAAGGGCUUUUAACUUUUUUUUUCCAUAUUUUUAGCUAAUAAACUCAUUUUUAGUUGAAUUAGAAAUUCGUUGAAAAAUAGUUUAUUUCAUUAAGGAAUAACAAGCUCAAUGCAUGUAUUGUCCGUUUUCCGCGAGAAGGCACUUGACUCCGCCUUCGUCACGUAGUAUCCAAUGAUUCUAUUUCGCUGUUUUCGGCAGAAGCCAUAUUCGGAUCAUAGCCUUUUUCUCUUAAAAUCAGCAUUUUUUAAAAUGUACGAAUAACGAAAGUAGCAACACAUCAGUGACGCAAGUAAUGUAAAGGAUACUAAGACUUAUUUUGCACAUUAAAAUGCACGCCAAAGUUGAGGUUGUCUGGUUGUCUCAUUUACAAGCCGAGGGAUACGUUUACCAAUCACCCACGCGUAAAAUGGAACUCUGCGUUCGAGAAUGUGGGGCGAAGUGCCUUCUAGUGGAAAACGGACAAUCAUUGCGUAAGAAAAAUUGCGCCUGAAUCUCAGAGUAAAAUGGGCAUUGCUCACAUUGUGGCGAAGGUCUAGUAGAUUGUCGGACUAUAGUUAGACGUAAGUUUGAGAAGAUCACUCGCACACAUACACAAAGAAACUGUUCACAAUUCUUUAGACCAGUGGUGCUAAACCUUUUUCUACCCAAGGGCAGCACUCAUGCUUACACUUCUCGCAGGGCAGAACAUUGUAAAAUUUCAAAAUACUUUAAAUUGGUCCAAAUAAUAUGAGAAAAUAUGGAAAAGGGAAGAAAAUUAAUAAUCAAUAAUUGUUGCUAUGCUUCUCUUAUUAAAUGCAUCCGUUUUUCAGAGACCAAUUUCUGAAUUUUUGCUAAAAAGUUAUAACAUUGACAUUAAUCAUGCUUUUCUAUCUGUAACACAAACAAAGCAACGGGUCACACGGAUUAGCUUCGCGGCCGGUUGUGGCCUUCGAGCCGUAGGUUGGUUACCACUGCUUCAGUCUAAAAACUACAACACCUAAAAUUCUUUACAUUGAGCUUUCACAAGAAGUGUACACAAGUUUAUGCAGUGAAGAGUUUUUCAGGCGGUGGCGAAUAGCAAUCAAGGAUGUUUUUUGCAGGAGUGUCGGUAUGUAAGUGUGAUUGUUCCUGUACACCAGCAAUUUGUGUCUUCAUUUUGUUUUCAUGUCAUUCAUCUUUUUAUUAACGCUACUUGCUUGAACUUAACAAAAAAAAAAUGUUCUGGUUAUAUACGGGACGAAAGUACGAGAUGAAAAUUUGUACAUUAUUUCAAUUUAUUGCAUGAAACUCGAAAAAUAGAGAUAAAAAUAUUUGUUGUUGUGUUGUUGCAUGCCCCCAUGGUCAGCAGUGCUAGACCAGGUCCAUGAGUUUGUUUACCCUCAAGAAAUCCAGCACCGUCACUGGGUCUUCAGUCAAAUCCCUCCUGGAGAGCCCCAGGCAUGACAGUAUAUAGUCAGGCGAAGCUUGCUCAACGGAACAUUUGGAACAAGUCUGAAAGGUCUUCGAGUCCUUCGAAAAUUUUAAAGUUUUAAGAUGUCCACUACGAAAACGGGCAAGAGUUGUUUGUUCCUGUCUGUCAAACCCAGGGGUCAGGGAGGCACCAGGUUGUGAACACCUGUACCAACGGUGUUCUGGCUGGACAAUCCAAGUGAUAUUAUCCCUGAGUUUAAUCUUUGAGUGGAUCUCCUGAAAGGUGAGUGAUGCCGUUGGCUCUGAGACCAAAGCAGCACCAGCUUUCGCCAAGGUAUACGCGAUCUCAUUACCCUCUACUUCCACAUGGAUCCACUGCAUGUAAAUUUGAUGAGAGACAGAAAGUUGUAUUAGUUUGUUGUGAGUAUUGAAACUCCUACACUAUCUCUCACACUUUGCCAUCUGAUCAGGUGCUGUAUUGCGCUUCUGCUAUCAGAAAGAAUCCAAAUUUAUAUUCACAUAUAUAAAAACUGUUUCAUGAAUAAAACUUGUUUCUUUUUCUCCGACAUAGGAGCAGAAGACAAAAUGAUUUUCUCUUUGUUAAAAAAAUAGCAGGGAAAAGUAGUUUUCCUUUAUUUAUAUGCAAAAUUAUGUUUCUAAUUGUUGACUCUUUUCUAACUUCAUUUUAACCUCUUCUUUCAACUUACUACUUCAUGAACAAUUAUUAUCUAUCCCCCUCCCCCCUCUCAUGUCUUACAUACAGCAAAAUUAUACGAAUGUCCAAUUAUGUCCUUGUAUUUGCUCUUGUCUUCUGUUUGACGCUUAGAUCGAGCUCGAAAUUUAGCUUAAAUUUUUAACUUUUUAAUUUGAAAUAGCACACUUUGAAUGAUCUUAUGGUAGCAAUUGUGGUUGAUUUCUUAAUCAUGUGUAAAAGCAAUUUAUUUUUAAAUCGAAACUUUCUUUUUAAAAUUAAAUAAUUGCCUCAAGUAUUUCGAACCAAAGGUACGACGCAUGAGUAAGAAAAAAUAGAGAGAAAAUGGUAACUAUUUUGAAAUCACAGUUUCCAUUAUCAUUAUUAAAAAAUUUAAAAGUCAAUGAUCUAUUGACUUUCAAAGUUUUUAAUAUUCAGAAUAAGUGUGACAGCAGGACGUCGGAAUCAGUUGUGGAGUCGGACUGAUUUUGAGGUUAAGGAGUCGGAAUCAGCAAUCGGUGGCUUUAAAAAUCUAAGAGUCUUUGUCGGUCACCUUCCGAGUCUAUAGCUCUGUUUGGGCUAUGGAGUCAGAGUAGGAGUCAUAGAGUCGGACUGAUUUUAUGUUAAAGAAAUUGAAGUCGAAGUCAAAGACUCUAAAAUUCUCGGCGACGAAGUCGGAGUCGGAUUUGACCAUUAUCUCUCCGACUCUCAGCCCUGCGUGUCAGGCACUUAGACGCAAAGGGGCGUAAGUAAAUUUAAAUUUGGUGCUAACUUUUGAAAUUGUUAGAAAAAAUACCCAUUUGUUUUGUGGCAAACAAACUUCUGUUUCCCAAAUAUCCGUUAUUUGUCCGAGCGCAACAGUUAAAAAGUAACAUUGAUUCCAGGAAAAAUGAUGAGAAAAUUUUCACACCAGGCAAUGGUGCUUGCUCAGUGCCUAAUAAGGAAUUAUUCUCUAUUAAAUUUUGCAAAAUCAUCGUUGACAACAGUUGAAACAGCGAGAAGCAAAUAAUGUAACCUAACUGAGAAAAAAAGGGCAUUAGUGUAGUAGAUGGUUCUAGUUAUCUACUUACUCAAUAGAUGGCGGCGCAAAGAUCGAUUAUUCUUUAUACGUAGAUUAAGUGACUCCAACUCUUGAGUGAUUAGAUAACUAGAGUUGUAGAUCAUCUGCUGCAGUGAUGCAAGAAAUAAAUAAAUAAGAAUUAAAAUUAAAUACAAAACCAACGACCUUAAAAAUAUUUAUUAUAUACUAUGCAUUUCAAAUAAACGUCAUAAAGUGUACAAAAGAUCUUAUGAAUUUCAGUUUCGAAAUGUACUGGAUAUAGAACCUUUGAUGUUUUGUAAUGUGUAAUAUCAGCGAGGCUAUUUCUUUCAAAAAAGAAAAAUUACAUGAUCUUGGAAUGUAUUUAUUUUCACAUACGUCAUAUUGAUGAAUGUCACUCAUUUUAGUGUAAAAUUUUAGAAAAUGUGUAUAAAAUAUCAAGAAAUGUAUCAUUUCAUGCUAUUGUUGUGUAUAGAUAGUAUUUAGCAAGUUGUUUUUACCUUCGUGUUAUUUAUUUACUCAAAAUGUUUAUAGUGAUGUUGUACGUAAUGUUU